Molecule: messenger RNA, 3872 nt
Organism: Synchiropus splendidus (mandarinfish)
Lineage: Eukaryota; Metazoa; Chordata; Actinopteri; Syngnathiformes; Callionymidae
Product: rho GTPase-activating protein 23-like
Exons: 12
Coding region: 180-1343 (387 amino acids)
Biological process (GO): signal transduction
Molecular function (GO): phospholipid binding; protein binding
Source: RefSeq, a predicted model, not a curated record
UGUUUCAAAUGAUUCGGCAAAACAUCUCAAUAAAGACACACCCUUUAUUUCAGUAACUUCACCGAUUCAAUUGUUUACACAGUAGUCCUAGACAUUAUCCAUGUUUUUCGACAGACAAAGUAGAUGGCCGCAGUAACAUUCAUUUCGUUGAAAUAGACAGCCACGUCGGAAAAGCACAGAUGAAGACCAUGUCAUUUGGUGGCAUCAGUAAAGAUGGAUGGCUGAAUUACAAGCAGAUAUUCACAGAAAAAGGAAAGAAAGUCUGCAGCGGCAUUCGACCAUGGAAGCAAGUGUUUUCCGUGCUCCGCUCCAACUCCCUCUUCCUGUUUAAGAACAAGAACAAGGCGGUGCUGCCUGCGACAGCCGCAUAUCAGGACGAUUAUCCUUCGAUCAACAUCGGCGGCUGCCUCAUCGACAUCGCAUACAGCGAGACCAAACGCAAGCACACGCUGAGGCUGACCACGCAUGACUUCUGCGAGUACCUGCUGCAGGCCCAGAACCGGGAUGACAUGUUGUCCUGGAUCACAAACAUCAGGGAGAACAGCAAGAUCGACAAUGGGGAGAUUGGUUUCACAAGACAAAGCCUCAUCAAGAAGAAACUGAGUGACAGGAAACGAAGUCCUGUGGGUAGAAGUCCGGCCUCUCCAUCAAGAACCUUGCUGCAGGACAAAGCUGUGAACCGCCCACCCAGAGGAGGUCGCAAAGCAGUGUGGGGCAUCAUGAACAAGAGGAAGAAAGCAAAAGGUGUUGAAGUUUUAGGUGUGCGACUGGAGGACUGUCAGCCGGCUGUCAAUCAUAAAUUUGUGCCUCUCAUUGUGGAGAUGUGCUGCAGUGCGGUGGAGGCCAAAGGUCUGGAGUACAUCGGAAUCUACCGUAUCCCUGGCAACAAUGUCAUGUUGUCAAAGCUACUGCAGCAUCUGAGCAAGGGCCUGGACAUCAGCACUGCUGAGGCGAGAUGCCGGGACCUGAACGUGAUCAGCAGCCUAUUGAAGACCUUCUUCAGGAAGCUGCCGGAGCCUUUGCUGACUGAUGAGAAAUAUGGUGACUUUAUUGAGGCCAGUCGAAUAACGGACAGUGAAGACAAGCUGAAGACCAUGAAUAAGUUGGUUCACGACCUGCCGGACCACCAUUAUCACACCCUGAAGUACCUGGUGGGCCACCUGAAGCGUGUGGCAGACAACUCUGAGAAGAACAAGAUGAACUCCAGAAACCUGGCGCUGGUGUUCGGCCCAACUCUGGUGAGAGACUCACUGGACAACAUGACGGAGAUGAUCACUCACAUGACUAACCAGUACAAGAUCGUGGAGACGAUGAUCCUGCAUUAUAACCAGAUCUUCAGUUAGGGGCAGUGCUGUGAAGAGGAGAAAACACAUCUCUAACUUUGGUUUACGGUUAACAUCACACUGCAGGUCACCCUUUUUACUUACCUGGACCCACGAGUCACCGGUCAGCUGAACACUUCAGUUCCAAACCACCAACAACUUAGCAAACGCUCAUCAUUUUCAUUGUCACCAUUAAAUCGUAUGUGCAGCAUGGCAGAGUGCUCCUGCAGCAACUUUAGCAAAAUUGACAAGACUGGGAUGAAGACAUACAGUAUUUGUUUGUUUUAUGAGCAUUUCUUUACAUACGUAUAAAUGUCAGGAAAAAGACAGUCCUGCAGAGAACAAAUACAAAUAAUAAUAAUAAUAAUAAAUAAAUAAAUAUAAAUAACUUGUGCACUAGUGACACUCAAGUGACUAUACUUCUUUCUGUUUCUGUCCUCCAGUUUUAUUGUAAAUUUACUGCUUUAACUCCCACCACGCACAUUUUGAGGAUUAAGACUUCAAAAAUAACUUGGUCAUUAUGAUGAGGUUUCAGUUUGGUUCAGAGUCUUGGUUAAGUUUAGCCAUUUGUUUUGGAUGGUUAGGUCUCGGGUGAGAGGCUGGGCAAAGCAUGAAAGCCAAUGAAAUGACAGUGCCAUCAGGUGGCCUCUGAAAAUCAGGACGCUGUGUCAUGAGACCUCCACAAUCCUUCAACACAGUGUCAUGAAAGCUCAUCUACCCAUCACCAGUUCUCAACAUCUUCAAUCUGCUUUUGUUUUCCUCAGUUUUUAUGUGUGUGUUUCUAUCACUAGUCAUAACUGUGUUUUUAGUAUUAGUACUCCAGUACUGGAGUGUUAGAUUAUAUAUUAUUACCAUGGUAUUAUAGUAAUAUUUUUGCAGAUAAUUUAAAUCAAGGUUGUUGUUUUUUUUAUUUGAACUGUAUUUUUAUUAUUUUUAUAUCUUUGUGAAGUGAAGUCUCAAAUUCAGAGUGUCAUGUAACAGCUCUGCUGUCAGUCUUGUUCUGCUCCCAUUGAUUUUGCCACAGGAACUUCAGUGCACUAAAGUAAGUAGAUAACCAACAGAAGACGCCUAGAGGAAGUUGGGAGUCUCACCACGUCCUGUGGAUCUGUAUGUUCUUUCUCAGAUCUUGAACAGCCCCUCAUAUGUCGGGAGAUACGAGGCAAUUCAAAGGACAGAAUAAAGAACUGGAAGAAAAGAACGAAAAUGCUGACAAUCGUCAAAAAAUGUGAAAUGAGAGAGAUGUGCGAUAGAGACAGCAGGAUUAGGUUGGAUCAUUGUAAAAGGUCAAUACCGUCGCCACUCAGCAGGAGCUUUUAUUUUGAAGGCCACUCACUGCAACAUGUCAUUCAAUAAGCUGCACUACAAAUCAUCUCAGGAGUUUGUCAACCAAACAGCACUUGCUGUCCCACUUCCCCAAAUGACCCCACCAUGACCUCCUCUGACCUGAUAAUGCUACUGACUGGAGACAUUUUGUAUCUAUUAUUUGUGAUACAAAAUACAUAAAACAAAUAUUAGCUUAAUUUUUUUCAGGCACGCAUACAUUUAGAUUUGCAAUUCAAGAUUUAUCUUGGUAACAGGAAAAAUACAGUCAUACAUUUUACCACAAAAAUAUUGUCAGUAGCUAAUGUCAGUCCCAGUUUACUGUCAAUUUUAAAGCAUUUUGCGUUUUAUUUAUAUUACAAAUAUGCCAAUACCAUUAUCGAUAGAGUAAACUCAAGAUAUUGAAUUGAACAUGCCGUUUUCACGUAAUAACCAUAUUAGAUUAUAUGUUCAAAUGAAAUCUGUCUUUGUUGAGAUGAGUUUAUGAAGUGCCUUGCGCAACUGUGCCACAUGACAAGUGCUGAUAAGAUGUCUGAACGGAAAGCAGUAGUCAUAGACUGCAGAGUCAGACCCAAGUAAAAAUGCAAUCCUGAGCUUCAUGACUUUAGUGUUUGACAUGUUGGUGUAGGCAGAACUUUAACGGAAAUCAAGAUCUUGAACUGCUGACUUAAAGGCCUCUUUUGCCAAGUGAACUGGAGGCAGCUCGGUAAACACAUGUUUCUUUGUUUCUAGUAAACGACAAUGAAAUUAAAAGAUCAUGAAAAUGAUUUGCCCUUUAAACGUGAAGCAACAAUUGUUAAAAAAGUGGGUAACACUACUGAAUUGUCUCGCUCAUGAGGGUGUCCAUCUCCUAUUAACACAGCUCAUUGGACCUUUGUGCUGUCGACCAACCCAACUCAGGCUGGAAUAAAGAGGUUUCACCGGAGGAGACUGUUGCAAAACAACACUGUUCACGGGCCUGUUUCCUCCCUGCGCACCCCGUCUCAGCCCCAAAUGUGAGUCGCAGUAAGACAGAAGAGCAAGCAUGAAAGCAUAUGAUCUGAGAAACGCAGUAGGAGUACUAGUAGUAGUAGGAGUAGCAUCGCUGGUAAACAAAUCAUCUCUUCUAGAAACAGGUUUUACAGGUAACACGAGUGAUGGGUCGAUGAGGUAUCAUGAAACAGUGUUGCAGGGUUGAUGAAACAUUGUCAUUGUUUUCAGAGGCCACUAGAUGGCGCUCUUGGUUUCGAA